Molecule: messenger RNA, 222 nt
Organism: Dioszegia hungarica
Lineage: Eukaryota; Fungi; Basidiomycota; Tremellomycetes; Tremellales; Bulleribasidiaceae
Exons: 3
Coding region: 1-222 (73 amino acids)
Source: RefSeq, a predicted model, not a curated record
AUGCACUCCGCCAACCAAGUUCAGCCAUCCAUCGAGCAGGGAUACGUUGCCAAGCAGCCCGCUGCGCAGACCAUGAUGAACUCGAAAACACCUGCAACGGGAGAGUCGACACAAAAGGACGAUGUCUUGCGCUUGAGGGGAGGCUGUCCCGGAAAGUUCUGUGGACUGCCAAUCCUUCCAUGUCGAUGCGACAUUUGCAUCAUCCCCAUCCCAUGUUGCUAA